Molecule: messenger RNA, 1652 nt
Organism: Octodon degus (degu)
Lineage: Eukaryota; Metazoa; Chordata; Mammalia; Rodentia; Octodontidae
Gene: Pigc
Product: phosphatidylinositol glycan anchor biosynthesis class C
Exons: 2
Coding region: 580-1473 (297 amino acids)
Biological process (GO): GPI anchor biosynthetic process
Cellular component (GO): glycosylphosphatidylinositol-N-acetylglucosaminyltransferase (GPI-GnT) complex; membrane
Source: RefSeq, a predicted model, not a curated record
GGUUUGCCCAGCCGCCCGCUGCUACAGUGCAAUCUUUUCAGCCAGGACUUUGGGCCAAAGGGCUGCUGACAGCACCGCGUUCUCAUCUUCACUCCGCCUCAUUACACUGGACCAGCAAACACUGACGUGGAGCAGCUUUGACUAGCUCAUGCCCGCCCGACCCCAGCGAGGGGGCAAAGGAGCUUCGGGUCCUGGGGCAGUCGUGCACUCCUGCUGCUGCCUUGCUGCGGAUGGUUCCGUUGCGUCACCUCUUGGCACAACUGCCUAACGAUUAGGCUGCACCGUCCCAUUUUAUUGGCAGCUGGAGAAGUUACAGGUCAGUAAGUGGAAAUGACACGUGAACGCUGUGCUUAAUGAAAAAGCCCCUGCCAGGAACUUGUGUGUGUUGUGUUGCCUCAGAGAACAAACAUUAUUGCAAGCUUCGCCCGGGGUUGCUGCCCUUGAAAAUGAAGAAAGUCCAGUAGAAUCCCAGCAUGGAAUUUCCAGAAAAGUCAUAGUUUAAAACUUCAUAAAAACAGGAAGCACGUGGACAGGUCCAAGGUAGAUUCACUUGCCCAGUUUGAGAGAAAGGAUAAAAUAAUGUGUGACCAAUCUGAAAAUAGCACGGAGGAGGUCAGAUGGCAGAAGGUGUUGUAUAAGCGCCAGCCCUUCCCUGAUAACUACGUGGACCGUCGGUUCCUGGAGGAGCUCCGGAAGAACAUUUAUGCCCGGAAGUACCAAUACUGGGCUGUGGUAUUUGAAUCCAGUGUGGUUAUACAACAGCUGUGCAGUGUCUGUGUUUUUGUGGUUAUCUGGUGGUAUAUGGACGAGGGUCUUUUGGCGCCCCAUUGGCUUUUAGGGACUGGCCUAGCGUCUUCAUUGAUUGGCUAUGUCCUGUUUGAUCUCAUUGAUGGAGGGAAAGGGCGGCAGAAGAGCGGGCGGACCCGCUGGGCCGACCUGAAGAGUGCCCUUGUCUUCAUAACUUUCACGUAUGGUUUUUCCCCAGUGCUGAAAACCCUGACUGAGUCUGUCAGCACAGACACCAUCUACGCCAUGUCGGUCUUUAUGCUGUUAGGCCACCUCAUCUUCUUCGACUAUGGUGCCAAUGCUGCCAUUGUGUCCAGCACUCUGUCCCUGAACAUGGCCAUUUUUGCUUCUGUCUGCCUGGCCUCACGGCUGCCCCGGUCCCUACAUGCCUUCAUCAUGGUCACCUUUGCCAUCCAGAUUUUCGCCCUGUGGCCCAUGUUACAGAAGAAACUGAAGGCGUGCACUCCCCGCAGCUAUGUGGGGGUCACGCUGCUUUUUGCAUGCUCGGCCUUCGGGGGCCUGCUGUCCAUCAGCGCCGUGGGGGCCGUACUCUUUGCCCUUCUGCUGAUUUCCAUCUCUUGUCUCUGCCCUUUCUACCUCAUUCGCCUGCAGCUUUUUAAGGAAAACAUUCAUGGACCUUGGGAUGAAGCUGAAAUCAAAGAAGACUUGUCCAGGUUCCUCAGCUAGUUGAGGGACCUGAGUGGCACUUAGAAGGCAGGUCAAUAGAAAAGGGUCCGGCCUUUCUGCUAGUUUGUGGAUGGAAAAGCUUUCUGGUUUUCUCUGAAAUUAUUACCUCUCACUUAUUAUUUGCAGCAACAAAUGAAGCGACAUGAUUUCUAUUUAUUAAAAAAUUAACACAGUCAUCA